AUGUUCAACAUCAAGGCGCAACUUCUCGCCCUCGGCCUUAUGGCGUCCCUAGGAGAGGCCAAUACGCAUGACCUGGGCUUCGGAGAGAUCGAUCUGAUCUUCCCACGAAAUGGCACCUUUGAGCCGAUGGUGCUCAUGCCCGUCAUCUUUGCAUUCCAGAACCCUAGAGUGAUUGAUGGACUCUAUCCAUACCUCAGGUGGGGUGUUUGGCCGGCAGAUCUCCCAAAGGGGAAUCAAUCAAUGGCCGCCUAUAUUGAUGAUGGUGAGUUUCACCUCAAUACGACGGACGCGGUGUUAUACCUUACGAGUAGCAUACCAAGCACUCUGCAUCCCGAGGAUCUAAACACAGAAAAUGAAUGGGAAUUUGGAAUCACUUCCGGCGAUAAUCCCAUGGUCAACUUGAACGGCCCCUCCGAUGCCCAUUCCAUUCGCUUCACUACGAAAAAAGGGGCCGGUCAGCCCAAUUUGACCGCUCUUACUGCCGAUGACAAGUGCGAUGACAUCUCCGCUACGGCAUUCAACGUCACGAAAAUUCUCAUAGCUCAAUCGGGCUAUUAUCAAGGCGAUAAAUGCGCCGUGCUCGAGACUCCGGCGCCUACUCCUUCUCCUUGCAAGGUCAGCAUCGUUCCUUCGGCUGCCUCGAGCAUAGCAGCUGCCAUUACCGCAGCUCAGUGCGAGGGCAUUGACCCUGUUGUGAGCUGCCCACCUAAGAACGGCGGGGCUGCUAUCACCGAUAUGGCUUCUUCGCUGAAAUGGUGGGCUGCUGGUGUAUUGAUUAUGGGAACGCUCUUGGCUUAG
This is a messenger RNA of Penicillium bovifimosum, 798 nucleotides long. RefSeq lists its product as uncharacterized. Lineage: Eukaryota; Fungi; Ascomycota; Eurotiomycetes; Eurotiales; Aspergillaceae. The coding region runs from base 1 to 798 and encodes 265 amino acids. The transcript has 2 exons. The record is from RefSeq and is a predicted model, not a curated record.